Molecule: messenger RNA, 1122 nt
Organism: Klebsormidium nitens
Lineage: Eukaryota; Viridiplantae; Streptophyta; Klebsormidiophyceae; Klebsormidiales; Klebsormidiaceae
Source: the annotation of a GenBank genome assembly
AUGACAAAGGGCUCAAGACGUGCAGUCGGCUACCAUGAGGACCUCUGCGAGCUAGUCUUCGUCUCAGGUACCAUGGCUUCUCCCACUGCCCUCCGCCUGUUGGCUCUCUCUGCACUGCUCCUGCUGUGCGCCCCAACCACAUCCGCGUCCGCGACGCCCCGUCAGCUGGUUGACUCCAUCAAGAGGGCGACUCAGCAAGGCCAAGCUCUCCAGGCCCCCGCCCAAUCCAUCACCAUUAUCAAUGGGCCGCUGAUCGUCAUUGGCCAGGGCCCCUUCCCCAAGAUCAUUGUAGGCUUCACCGAGAUGAUCACCGAGUUGACCACCAGCAUUGCGGAGGCCCAAGGAGCCGAGCGAUUGAGCGGCGCCGACACAACCGCCGUUGCGGACGCAGUCCGCGACAUGGUGCGCGUGCACCAGGCGCUGCUUAACAUCCUGAUCGGCAAGGCGGGCCUCUUCAACACCGUCCCCUUCAUCGGACAGCCCGUCGCAGAAGUGCUCAGACAAUAUGAGGGUGUCAUCGACGCGUACCUGUUCCAGCUGACUGACCUCGCCUCCAGCGAGGCAGCAUCCAAGACCAUCAGUGGGCAGCAGAUGUCGCUGGAUGGCACCACCACAAUUGCAAUCAACGCGUACUCCGGCCUUGGGCUUAAGCUCUGGCAGCAGUGAAAGGCGCCGGUUCUUCUGGUGCCAAGUUGACGGCUAAUAUUCUCAGGACCAGGCACGAUGAUUUCGAAGCCAGCAGGCCGGAAUAUGUUGAGUAUAGUAGAUACAAGUGCAUGAAGCUAGAGGGGUCGGUGUGGGUUGAGUUGUCCGUAGCAACAACGUACGACUUGCGCAGCUUGUAACCGUCAGCCGUGGUCAACCGAACACGUUUUUGGUCUUCAUUGCCUAUCCAUCAAAGACAUAUCUUACCGUCUACUACCAACGAGCUUGAAACAAGAGUGUAAAACUGCAGAUAUCAGAGAAACAAGCAGUGACAAUUCUUGUGUGUUUGUUUUCCUGAGAUCGAAACGCUGCCUUGACAAAUUGCAAUAGAACGCGACUUCAAAAACCGCAUGCAUACUUUGUGUACGGACUGACGAUCUGGCUUCUUAAUAAUCGUGCUCGUAGCUUUUCUAACAU